This is a messenger RNA of Girardinichthys multiradiatus, 1638 nucleotides long. It is a transcript of the gene vrk1, whose product is annotated as VRK serine/threonine kinase 1. Gene Ontology annotation, molecular function: ATP binding; protein serine/threonine kinase activity. The coding region runs from base 171 to 1484 and encodes 437 amino acids. Gene Ontology annotation, biological process: signal transduction; peptidyl-serine phosphorylation. NCBI's taxonomy places the organism in Eukaryota, Metazoa, Chordata, Actinopteri, Cyprinodontiformes, Goodeidae. Gene Ontology annotation, cellular component: cytoplasm; nucleus. The transcript is spliced from 13 exons. The record is from RefSeq and is a predicted model, not a curated record.
UGAACGCAGCUUUACGCCCUGACCAUGACGCAUCGAAUUGGACCAAUAGAAUAGCAGAGCGCCGUGACGCAGCUUCCUGAGCGGUAGUUUUGCUAGUCGGCGGCUUUAGGAUAAAUUUAACCAACAAUCAGCUUUAAACGACACAUUAACGCUCUGACCAUCCAUUUCCGAUGCCUCCUAAAGCCAAGGCAGCAGGGAAAGGAAGAGCUCCUGCUAAGCGGAAGCUGGCAGAAGAGUUCCCACCUGGAGAAGUCCUGACUGAUACUGGGAAGAAGUCCUGGAAGCUGGGAGUUCCAAUCGGCAAAGGGGGCUUCGGCCUCAUAUACCUGGCUGAACAGAACACUGAGAAACCUGUUGGGCCAGAUGCUCGCUAUGUCAUCAAAGUGGAGCCACAUGAAAACGGACCGCUCUUCUCCGAGCUGCAUUUUUACAUGAGAGCUGCUAAGCCUGAUCUCAUUCAGAACUGGUUGAAGGCUCAGAAGCUGAAACAUUUGGGAGUUCCCAGGUACUGGGGCUCGGGUCUGCACGAGAGGGGGGGCAAAAGGUAUCGCUUCAUGGUGAUCGACAGACUCGGAACUGACCUGCAGAAGAAGUUUGAGGAAUGUGGAAAGAAAUUUCCCAGGAAACUGGUCCUGCAACUCGCUCUUCGACUGCUGGACACUCUGGAGUUUAUCCAUGAGCACGAGUACGUGCACGCCGACAUCAAAGCGUCAAACCUGCUGUUGAGCCACAGCGAUCCUAACCAGGUCUACUUGGUUGAUUACGGGCUGGCUUACAGGUACGCACCUGAAGGCGUCCUCAAAGAGUACAAAGAAGAUCCCAAGAAAUGUCACGAUGGAACCAUUGAGUUCACUAGCAUCGAUGCCCACAAAGGAGCAUCUCCCUGCAGGCGCAGCGACCUGCAGAUCCUCAGUUACUGCAUGGUCCAGUGGCUCUGUGGUCGGCUCCCCUGGGAGGACCAGCUUCAGGACCCUCUGUACGUCAGAGAUUCCAAGAUCAGGAGUCAGGAAAACAUCUCUGAGUUUUUAUCCCAGUGUUUCUCCCCUCAGGACAAACCAGAUGAGAUCCAGAGGUUCAUGGAGGAGGUGAUGUCUCUAGGCUACAAAGAUAAACCACCGUACGAGAAGCUGCGAUCCAUCCUGCAGAACGGGCUGAAGAGCAUCCAGGCGAAAGAUGACAGCCAGCUGGAGUUCACACCUGUCAAUGGAGUGCCAACACAUCCUGCCAAGAAGACGAGCAAGAGGAAGAAAGCGGACAAAACAGAGGAGAGUGAUGCUGCUGAAAGUCCCAUCAAGAAAGCGAAGCCCUCAAAGAAAAAAGAGGUAAAUAGAGUGAAGAAAAGUCCCAAAGCUGCUCCCAGACCACGAAAGCUUCCAAGCACUGGAAAACAGGGUGAGCAGAAAUCCAGACAGGUGGAGAUGGCCACCCAGACCACGCCUGGACUUGCCCAGCGGUCCAGAGGGAGAAAGAAAGUCAGCUCCUAAUUGGCCAGCUGUUUCUACAAUCCUCUUCCUUCCCCAUUUCUUUCACUUCUUUACCACUUAACUUUUUUUAUGUUGUAUUACUCUGUGCUGAAAAAUGUGUAUGCUAUGCCUGGGAGGACCCAGAACUGUUGAAAUAAAGAGAAAAUUAAACAAA